AUGGGUCGCCGUCAACACCGGCGCGACGAACUGACCGCAGAUGACUUGCUUCGGCUGGAGGAGGAAAGACCAACCAAGCGCCUCCGCUCGUCCUACCACGAUGACAACUCCUCGGAAAAUGGUAGUUUUCAGGAUUUCACUGACUCGGAAGGAAGAUCGCCAUCAUCCGACGAAGAGGGUUCUCCCCUUUCUGACGAUCGGUUUUCACGCGUUAGAGAAUUCGAUGUGAGCAGGGGGGAGGUUCAGCAAGACCGCCAGGGCGAAGUUGAGAUCCCAAAGGAAUUCACCAAGUCACCGACGCAACUAGUAUCCUCAUUCGCCGAGAUGGGAAUCUCCCCAUCGCUGGAAGCCGCGCUACGUCGUAUGUCUAUUCACACCCCUACUGAAAUCCAAUCGGCAUGUAUCCCACCGCUUCUGUCAGGAAGGGAUUCUUUCGCCGUCCCGAUAAUUCAAAGACUUGUCGCGGACCCGUAUGGUAUUUUUGCUCUUGUUCUCACACCGACGCGAGAGCUUGCGUUCCAGAUAUCAGAACAAUUUGCUGUACUUGGCGCUGCUAUUGGCAUACGCACAUCCGUCAUUGUCGGGGGCAUGGAUAUGAUUACUCAGGCCCUUGAGCUCGACACCCGUCCCCACGUGGUGGUUGCGACACCUGGUCGAAUAGUUGACCACCUCAAAAGUAGUAGUGGUGGCUGGGAUCUCUCUAGAAUUAAAUAUCUGGUUUUAGAUGAAGCCGAUCGACUACUCGCCCCUACUUUCGCACCGGAAUUGGCAUACAUGUUCCAGCACUUACCUAUAGAGCGACAGACGUGUCUCUUCACAGCUACCCUGACCCCUGCCGUCGAGGUCCUAGCAGAGACACGACCGAAACCCGGGAAAAUGAAACCAUUUUUUCAUCGAGCCGAAUCACCGGUCGAGACAGUUGCUAACCUUAAGCAACACUACCUGCUUGUCCCGUAUCAUGUUCGGGAGGUUUAUUUGUUUCAUUUGUUGUGCAACCCACCGGAAAGCACCAUACGACUCCGCCGCGUGCCACCGGAACCCUUUGGCAUGAAGAUGGCGAAGAAGACCAAGAGGUCGCGGAAGCACCACCAAGAAGAAGAGAAAAUUUUACAGCCACCUCCUACAAUUAUCUUUUGCACAAAGCCUCGUACUGUUGCUUAUCUUGUGAACAUACUGAAAACACUCUCCAUUCGGAGCACGGGAUUGCACUCGCGGCUCACUCAACGGGAGAGACUCGCUUCAUUAUCUCUCUUCAAAUCAGCCAUUGUUCCCGUCCUAGUUUCGACAGGACAUGUCGCCAUGAUCAUUAAUUGGGAUCUCCCGAGAGAACCAGAAGAGUAUACCCACCGCGUAGGAAGGACGGCCCGAGCGGGCAAGGGAGGAGUGGCAAUAAGCUUUGUGACAGAAAUGGACGAAGGCCGGCUGUUGAGGAUAGAGGAUCGCAUCGGAACCAAACUUACCUCGAUCGCUGCGCCUGAAGAUAAGGUGCUUGAGAAAUUAAACACGAUUUCUACAGCCAAGAGACUUGCAAACAUGGAACUCCAUGAUUCAAACUUUGGUAAGAGAGAAGAAAUUCAUAAAGCCAAAAGCCAAGAAAAGCAAAUGGAUGUCGGUGGAGACAUGUGAUAUUCUCACCUGGCGGUCGCUUCAUGACUUGGGCAUCAAAUCUGAAGGUGGAGCGAAUUUCUCUCAGCAACCCCAAAUUCUAACCGUGUCUGACGAAAGAUUACAGCAUUAGUUCGGAGAUUGAAGUUGCUACACUCUGGACCACUUGUAGGGAGGUUUUGCGAACAUAAUUCAGGUGUCGUUUGAGAUAGUGAGCAAAACAGCGGACGAGGCCUUCAACCCAUCGACCCGUGUAGAAAUACAUGAGUGUGAGUACUGGCAGUACGUGGUUUCGAAUCUGAGCCUGCUUACCUCCCGCCAUCGACUGGCCGGCGAAACCCGUUGCUCGCCCGAAAUGGCAACUGCAUUUUGUUUGUGGCCACACGCCCAUGCGUAAGGCAAAUAAGCUUGCGGGGAUAAAACCCCUCCCUGUAUAUCGUCUGUCUGGAAAUCUUCUGUCCCUUGCACCCACCAGCCUACCAGUAU
This is a messenger RNA of Pisolithus orientalis, 2091 nucleotides long. RefSeq names its product P-loop containing nucleoside triphosphate hydrolase protein. The transcript has 10 exons. The record is from RefSeq and is a predicted model, not a curated record. Gene Ontology annotation, molecular function: ATP binding; RNA helicase activity; nucleic acid binding. The coding region runs from base 1 to 1626 and encodes 541 amino acids. NCBI's taxonomy places the organism in Eukaryota, Fungi, Basidiomycota, Agaricomycetes, Boletales, Pisolithaceae.